Messenger RNA from Nerophis ophidion (straightnose pipefish), 1751 nucleotides. RefSeq names its product SDE2 telomere maintenance homolog (S. pombe) (gene sde2). The record is from RefSeq and is a predicted model, not a curated record. The transcript has 8 exons. Bases 96 to 1532 code for a protein of 478 amino acids. Lineage: Eukaryota; Metazoa; Chordata; Actinopteri; Syngnathiformes; Syngnathidae. Gene Ontology annotation, cellular component: nucleus.
AAGAAGAAGACGACGACGUAGCUUUUGAGCAAUCGCUUCUUCCGGCGUCACUUGUGUCGCGAUAAUAGAAGACCAAGAAGGUUCCUAAAUUCGACAUGGAGGUGUUUGUUUCUAGUCCUGGUCGAUCCAAGUUUUCUAACUGUUUGUUUACAGAGGGUUCUGUUGUCAGAGAUCUCCUGCUGCGUUUCGUCCAACAAUUGGAGGCGUCGCCACAUGACCUGUACUUCAGCAAAGAUGGACGUCUGGCCUGCCUGGAUGAUCACCUGCAGGGCGGGGCUGUCUAUCACCUGCAGGCGCGCGUCCUCGGAGGGAAGGGAGGGUUCGGUUCCAUGUUGCGAGCUCUUGGCGCUCAGAUCGAGAAGACGACCAAUCGCGAAGCCUGCAGAGAUCUGAGCGGACGACGCCUGCGAGACGUCAACCAUGAGAAUGAGAUGGCUGAUUGGCUGAAGAAGCAGACGGAGCGCGAGGCGGAGAAGGAGCAGCGUCGUUUGGAGCGUCUGCAGAGGAAGCUGCUGGAACCCAAACAUCAGUUCAGCGACGCCUCCUACGAGCAGCAGUGUCACGACUUAUCCGAGCGACUCGAGGACUCGGUGCUCAAAGGUCUGCAGGCAGCGUCCAGCCCUGAGGUGAGCGCCCAACUGUCUCCAAAGAGAAAAGCCUCCAUUCAGAGUGAGCCGCCAAUCAAAAAGCAGAAGAAAAUGGGGGCGUGUUUUUGGAGUGGUUUUGACGAGCUGACGAGCUCAGAGGAUGAAGACGAUUCUCCAUCCACCUCUACCUGUGAAGUUGCCGCUACAAUGAAAACACAGUGGGCGGAGCCAGGGCCGAGCUGCAGCUUUGUGGCCACGCCCCCUCAAGAAGUUGUCAAGGCGCAGAUGGCCAUGCCCCCUAAGGAGGAAGCCAGGGCGCACAAGGCCUCGCCCCCUAAAGAGGAAGCCACGGCGCAUGAGGCCAUGCCCCCUAAAAAGGAAGCCAGUUUGCACGAGGCCACGCCCCCUAAAGAAAAAGCUCAGGCGCUAAAGACCACACCGCCUAAAAAGGAACCAGAGGUGAAGGCCUCCACCCCUGAAGAGGAAGCAGAGGCACAGAAAGCCACACCCCCUAAAGAGGAAGCUGAGGCACAGAAGGCCACACUCCCUAUAGAGGAAGCUGAGGCACAAAAGGCCUCACCCCAUGUAGAAGAAGCUGAGGCGCAGAAGGCCACACCCCCUAAAGAAGAAGCUGAGGCGCAGAAGGCCACACCCACUCAAGUAGAAGCAGAGGCGCAGAAGGCGUCCUCCUGCUCACCUGAGCCACAGCCUGGGGAAGAUGCUGAUGGUGGCGCUGUGACCGUCAGCGUGUCAUCAGCCACGUGUGUUCAACAAUUGGAACAUUUGGGUCUGGAGGUCCUCAAACAAGAACUGAUGCGUCGAGGAGUGAAGUGCGGCGGGACGCUGAGCGAGCGUGCGGCUCGCCUCUUCGUCGUAAGAAAUCUGCAGCUGGACCAGAUCGACCCGACGCUGCUCGCCAAGCCUGCUAAGUCCAAGAGAAAAUGAAGAAAAGUGGAACAGAAAAGGAAACCUUUUUAUUUUUUGUGUACCUUUUUACCUGACUUUUUUAGUUUGGCUAAAAAGGCCUCCGCUUCGGCUCGUCCAGCUCCUUAAAACAUUGAACGUCCCCGACAGUCACCGCCACUUCAGAUGUUGACGUCAUCUUUGUGGUGCUUCAACACUGCCAGUGAAACACAUCCACUCUUCAAUAAACUUAUAAACAAA